AUGCCAAAAAAGGAAACGCAUGGAAGAGAAGUUGCAGAAAUCAUCAAAGAUUUACAAUUAUUUAAUCCGAAAAGCGUGUCAGCAAGUCAUCGAUUGGCUCAUGACUGCUAUAUGAUAUUAGUGGGUUAUGUAAACGACGAUGAUGCUUUAGAGAAACUUGGGGAUAUGAUCGAGUCUAGAGAAGAAUCGAACGAAAAUCAAUUUGAAGCUGCAGCUAGUAUCUCAAUAAUGGAAUGUGAAGAAGUGGAGUUUAUACUUGAGCAUAUGGAGUUACAUUAUCAAACUGAAGAUCUCAGUGAUGCUCGCACCGAUCAUUUCGUCUAUGAAGAUAAUUUCAAUCCAACACUUUUCGGUCUUGUGGAAAAAAACUCAUCAUUCGGAAAACUGAGAUCACUUUGCUAUCGUUACGAAACAAAGCCGAAUAUUAAUGUGGAAAAAGUAAUGGCAAAGCAUGAUGCACGCGUUGCUAAUUCAACUCCGAUUUUCCAACAAAAAGGUGUAUCGAAAGAUGAAGCUCAAGCAUUAUCAUUAGCACUUUCAUUCUACACUGGCACCGAAAAUGUGAUUCAAUCAUUCUGUAGCGCAUUUUGGACCGAAGAAAAGAAAUGGUGGUUUGUUGCUGAUUGUCCUUAUAAUAAUGCUGAUACUAUUGAACUUUAUAGUCAAUCUCCACCAAGUCAUGACAAAGUCAUAUUUUGUCCAGCAGCUUUUUGGGCUUCAAAUUCAGUAAAUCCUAAUUUUAAAAGCGUGAGAACGCUCGGAUUACAAACUUCAACUGAUCAGAUGUGGUUCAUACGAGGCAAAAGCCGUUAUUUCUCGAAUGCUACAACGAUUCGACCACCACCAACUCCAAGUGGUUGGUCUUGUUGGAACGACAAGUCCACGCUUUCAAAUUACAUUAACUUAACAGUAGUUAAAAAAUUCAUCAUCGAAGAUGAAUCUCUUACUGAAGCUCUACCACUAAUGGCAAGCCUUACAACCCUCAAAUUCAGACAUUUAUGGAAGACUCUUGAAUACUUCAAGAAGAUUUCUUCUCCGAUACAUCAGCUUAAAAAUCUAAUUCUCGCAACAUCCUGGACUGCAAAUUAUUGCUUGAAUCAAUCUGAAUUAAGUAGAAUCCACUAUUUAUUUCUUAAUCUCGAAUAUCUUGAAUUAGCAAUUAGUCAACUCGAUGAUUUAACUAUUCUCAUCAAUGAAUUAAUCCAUUUAACUUAUAUGAACGGUCAUUUUGCAUGUGGAUCAACUAGCGAACAACAAAUACAACAGUGGAUGGAGAAACAUGAUGCGAUGGACAAACUCAGAUGGUCACUAGAAAAAGAUCGUCUCGGUAUAUGGUUAUAUUAG
Messenger RNA from Rotaria sp. Silwood1, 1344 nucleotides. NCBI's taxonomy places the organism in Eukaryota, Metazoa, Rotifera, Eurotatoria, Philodinida, Philodinidae. The record is from the annotation of a GenBank genome assembly.